CCAAGCAUGACUUCGACACACUUUGGCUCCUUCCACAUCCUCGUAGAGCUUCUUAUGCUCACAUCAAUUUGGUCAUCCCACGUGCUGGAAUCGAAGGUACACUCGCCAAAACAAACUCUGCGUGAUUCUAUAAGCACAUGGCAUGAAUCGACGUCCAUAAUUGAGCCCCGCAUGGUAUUCUCGUUAUUUCCAAGUAAGGGACGAGGUGAUCGUGGUACACCCGGAGUGAUUCCAAGUUGCAAACCAAAUUGUCCAAAUGGAAAAAAAGCUCUUUGCUUUACUGGGCCUGGAUGGAUGACUUGCUUCUGCGACUGCGUGCCACCCAAUGAUUCAUGCCCACCAGUGGGAAGGAAUGCGUGUGCUACUGGCGUCCACUUCAAAACGAAAUCUACCUCUGCUAUGUGCCUUUGCACAUGUGAUAGCAGUGGAGUCAAAACUGGAUCAGGCUGACUGGGAUCCUUUGCCACAUAUAUACCUGAGCUGUCAGCACACCAUUGAUUCAAAAUUCUACGUAAUAGCGUCAUCGGCGAUGUGCGCUCAAGACACUAUAAAAUUCAGGAAUUUUACAGACUUUUUGUAUCCUAGGGCUCUUCCUACGUAGUACAUGCUCGCGAUCACAAGGCAAGUUACUGAAAUGAAUUGUCGGAAAACAAAAAAAAAAAACAACAAUUAGGCCGAUCUCACGCACUGCUGCAACCGUUGUAAGGGAAGCUUUCCGUUCUGGAUGCUUCAAUUGACCAUAAUUAGCGGUAGUGUUGAUGGCAAAAGCUUAAUUUCUUCAAUGUUUAGGCUAACACGAGAGCCGUGAGUUGAUGUUUGUUUCCGUAAUACACAGAACACACAGGGAGAAGUACUUGUUUGAGGCAUUGUUGUGUGCCAUAUUUUAUAACUUCUUAGAGGGUUGAGCGUUGUCAUUUCCUCGCAUGGCACAUUGCAUUGUGGCAGAAGUAAUAAAUUUGAAUUGGAUUA
Messenger RNA from Dermacentor andersoni, 969 nucleotides. RefSeq lists its product as uncharacterized. The record is from RefSeq and is a predicted model, not a curated record. NCBI's taxonomy places the organism in Eukaryota, Metazoa, Arthropoda, Arachnida, Ixodida, Ixodidae.